Molecule: messenger RNA, 2537 nt
Organism: Cinclus cinclus
Lineage: Eukaryota; Metazoa; Chordata; Aves; Passeriformes; Cinclidae
Gene: HEXD
Product: hexosaminidase D
Exons: 12
Coding region: 1-1473 (490 amino acids)
Biological process (GO): carbohydrate metabolic process
Molecular function (GO): hexosaminidase activity
Source: RefSeq, a predicted model, not a curated record
AUGCGGCGGCGCCUGGUGCACCUCGACCUGAAGGGCGCCGCGCCGCGCGCGCAGUACCUGGAGCAGGUGAGGGGUGAACCUGGGGCAGGUGAGGGCCCAGCUGCGUCCCCGGUGUCCUCUCCGUCCCUCCCGCAGGUGCUGCCGCUGCUCCAUGCCCUGGGUGCCACCGGGCUGCUGCUGGAGUAUGAGGACACCUUCCCGUACACGGGGCCGCUGGAGCUGCUGCAGGCCCCCCACGCCUACAGCCCCGCGGAGCUCCGGGCGCUGCUGAGCCGGGCGCGGGCACAGGGCCUGGACGUGGUGCCGCUGGUGCAGAGCUUCGGGCACAUGGAGUUUGUGCUGAAGCACAGGGAGUUUGCCCAUCUGCGGGAGGUGAAGGCGCUGCCCAACGCCCUGAACCCACACAAGGAGGAGUCACUGGCACUGGUCAAAGCCAUGAUUGACCAGGUCAUGGCCCUGCAUGAGGACUUACAGUGGUUUCACAUUGGAUGUGAUGAGGUCUACUACCUUGGCGAAGGAGAGGAGUCAAAGCAGUGGCUGCAGCAGCAAGACAACACCCCAGAGAAGCUGUGCUUAUCCCACAUAAAAGCAGUUGCCACUUGUUUGGCCUCGUCUUACCCCAUGGUGACACCCAUCGUGUGGGACGACAUGCUCAGGGGCAUGAGUGAGGAAACACUGGCAGAGUCCGGGGUCCCACAGCUGGUGCAGCCGAUGAUCUGGGACUAUGCAACAGACAUCGAUGUGGAGGGCAAAGUGCAGCUCAUAGAGAAGUACCACAGGUGUGGCUUCUCCAAGGUGUGGUUUGCAAGUGCCUUCAAGGGAGCCACAGGAGUGAAUCAGUCUCUGACACUGAUUGGGCACCACCUCAGGAACCAGCUGGAGUGGCUGCAGGUGGCCAGCAGGAGCCCCGUGGAUGUCCUUGAAGGUAUCGCGCUGACCGGCUGGCAGAGGUAUGAUCACUUCUCUGUUUUGUGUGAGCUUCUCCCUGUGGCAAUUCCAUCACUGGCCGUGUGUCUGCAGGCACUAAAGAAUGGUGGCUAUUCUGAAAAGGUUAAAGAAACUGUGGAAAAUCUCCUGGGAAUGUCUAACCUGGAAGUUGAUACUUUCAUGAGCACAAGUCUGGGCACCUUUCCUGGGAGCAAUAUCCUCACACUUGUGACACAAGUUAGUUUCUACCUCAAGUCAUCAGUGGAUGAACUUCUGGAAAGGAACAGGUAUGUCACAGGCUGGUUCAGCCCCUACCACAGGAAAAGGAAGAUUAUUCAUCCUAUCAUAAUCCAGCACUUCCAGCCAGAUGCAGUCAGUCUCCUCUCCAAGUGGAAUGCUGUGCUGCAAGACCUCCAAGCAGCCAUGGAGCAAGUUUUCCACAGGUGUGCUGUAGAGGAAUGGAUGGAGGAAAAUGUCCACCCCAGCCUAGAGAAGCUGCAGCAAGUGGUGGAUGAUUUAGAUGAAGCAAUAAAAGCACAAAAUUAGGGGCAUUUCAAUUAGUCUGACUCAUUCCCUGGUUAAACAUGGCUAGUGAAAAUGAGCAACUAGUCCUUGUGCUGGAGUUUGUCAUCUUGAGUGUUGAACUAUAUACUGUGGUUAAACAAAAGUGACCUGAAGGCAUGAAGGAAUUUAUUAGCAUAAAACACUUCAACUCAAUUUUCCUGUCUUAACACAUGCUGAGCUUUAAUUCACCUGCCUGUAAGUCAGGUUUGCUCCCCUUGCAUAACAGAAUGCAGGAGUGAGUCACAACUUCACCUCCUUCAAGGCAGGAAAAAUAAACCCCAGUUUCUUCCAAAUUCAGAAUUUGAAGCAGCAGACUCUUGCAUAACAAUUACCUGGGACAAUUCUACCCUAAUACUUAGGAUACUUUAAAAAUGUUUGGGUCAUUGUGUUCUGCACUGUAGCUCCUUUACCUGUCAGCUGUGCUCUGAGUUGUGUUCCUACCAUUCCAUUAUGGGCAAGAGGGAGCUCAUGAAGCAGUGACACCUGGGCUUGGAGGGAAAGCUGCCUCAGCACAUUGGGCUGCUUCACUUUGUGCCAGAGCACCACCUAAGCUCAGCAUAGUCUCAUCCCCCCAGAAAAGCACCACUCCACUCACUGAGGCAUCUGUUUAGCUGUGUUAGACCUGAAACUACAACCUGCACUUUUCAGGUUUGUCCCAGUUUGAGCCAUGACUAAAGCUAUUAAAUAGGAGGAAAAAAAUGCUGGUUUAUUCUGCUUUAAUGUGAAACUUGUCAUAAUGUAUAGAAAUAUGUUUUGGGGACUUGAGUGGAGAAUUGAGAUAAUCACCAAAAUGGAAAUAAUUCAGAAGUAUGGAAAAGUGUGUUACUCCACAAUGAAUAUUCAAAAUAUUUACUUCUGUUCUUCAUUUCUUCCUUUAAAUUUUUUUGGAAGCACCAGUAUUGAUUUUUUUUUUUAACAAAUCUUGAAAAGUAAAGAAAGUAAAACUUAAGCAUAAGACAAGCUUCAACUGACACAAUGAGAGCCUCAGUAACUAUGUCCACAUGCAGAUCUUCAUCUAAAAAGAACCAAUUGCAAUGUAUACCUGU